Molecule: messenger RNA, 697 nt
Organism: Ananas comosus (pineapple)
Lineage: Eukaryota; Viridiplantae; Streptophyta; Magnoliopsida; Poales; Bromeliaceae
Exons: 1
Coding region: 70-606 (178 amino acids)
Source: RefSeq, a predicted model, not a curated record
GGCGACAUCCGCGAGCACACCCGCCGCCCACGCCAUGCCCACGACGCCGACAACAGCAAUAGCGGCAGCAUGCUGAGCCCCGGCGAGACGCAGAUCGACAACACUGCUUUAGAUGGCAUCAUCAGCCACAAUUCUCUAUUCACCGGCGCCGUCUUUGCGGGUCUCUCCGUAGGCCUCUCGAACGGUACCGGAAGCAGUAGCGGAGGUGGUCUCGUAUCUUCCGGGUGCACCGUGGGGGCUCAGGUGGCGAACAACCUGGUGUCGUACCACGUGUUCGCUUUCGCAUUGUUCCUGUUUUCUAGCCUGGUGGCGCUGGCGCUGAAGCAGGGAAUGCGCCAGGUGCACCAGCACGGCGCGCGCACAGCACGCAUCGACAGGACAAUGCUCCGUGCAGGGAUGGUGGCGUCCGCGCUGGGGUCCAUGAUCGGGUGCGGGUUCCUCAUGCUGGGCCUUGUCAACGUGGUACAGAGUAAGCUCGGCAGGAUCGGGUGCGGCCUCUCCGCUGCGGCAUCCUCCGGGGCCGUCGUGUCCCUCGUCACGCUGAUACCGACUGGGAUGGUCAUCUACACCAUCAUCGUGUUCCACGCAUUCACUCAUUCCAUGUAGUGUCUUGUUUUCUCACAGGUUCCCGUUGAUGUUAUGAAGCCUUUCUCGUUUCGCUAAGCUCUGAUACAUGAGUAACUUAAUUGGUUGCGAA